AUGGACCAGAACGUCACCAUUCCGUUGGGAAUGAUCUUUGGGACUUCUUACGAGCUCAACAAACGUUUGACUGCUGCAACGAAAAUUCAUAGAAUUCCUACGAGACAGACAAAUGUGGUAGAAUACAUGACGGACGAAGAAGACGAAGAAGUAGAAGUAGAAGGAGAAGUGGAAGUGAGAGCGAUGGACACUGAGGUUUCAUCGAUUUCGAAAGAGAUAGCCAACCUCGACGUGGAAGUUAGUGAUGAUGUCGAUCAGGCCAAGUAUACUUCGGCCCAGGGCGAUCCAGUCAGUAAGACGGAACGGACGGACGGUUUCGCUAUCUGUGUCAACGUAGAUGCAGAGAUCGCGUCAGCAGAUCGAGUAACGCCGAAAGUUUUGGGAUUAGGAAGUGAUAAGAGACUUACGCGGACGUUUGAGCGCGGUAGUCGAGUGAGGCCCCGAGUGCGAGAGCCCCAGCUUAAAGAGCUCAGGCCUCCAGGCCUUCGUCGUAGUUCAUGUGGGAUGAGCACCAAGUUGACGAUCGACUCAGAGAUUAGAGAAGAUGUCGCGAUUCCAAGUGUGGAUUCAGGUUGUGAUGACGAACGGAUGUCGAUUGCCAACCUAGAUAGACAGGAAAGUCAAGUUAGUGACGAGUCGUUUGAACGGAUGAGCAGAGACGAUAAGAUUGAUUGCGUACGAGAACGACGUGAUACGGAGUCACUGGCCAGCGGACAUGGAGUUAGAUUAGGAGAGAGCGCGAUCGUCCCUGCGCCAGAGUCCCCAGUCGAUUCGAUGACGGAUCUAGACGAAGUUCACGGAAGUCAGAUCAGAGCACACGAACCAAGUUACGAAAUAUCGUUUAAGUUUGACGACGACGAGUCGAGUACGAUGAGCAGCGGCCACGAUGGCACCUCAGAACGAGUUUCCUUUGACACGACGGAGUAUGAGAUCAGCGACGAGAGUUUGUCAGACGCGAUGGCAGCAGAUGUGCCCGGAUCGCGCGAGUCUGCAAUGCCAGAGAGUUUGAAAGUUGAGCGAGCGGUUCAUGUUCAGACAGAGACGGUAGAACGAGAGACAGAGUCAAGAGAGCUUAGGCCUCCCAGCCUUCACUCUAGCAUAGUCGAAAAGCAUGUCGAGUGCGCAGAUAGUUCACAGUCUGGUGAUUCAGGUUACAGCGAGCAGGACGCUGAGUUUAGAGAGCUAAGGCCUCUCAGCCCUUGCUCUACUGUGGUUGAGGAGUCUCUCAGCUUCAGUCCUAGCGAUUAUUCGUAUCAGACGGCUGACGAUGACGAGGUUAGAGAUGAGAUUAGAGCGCGAGUGUCUCAGUCGAAAGAUCCUCCGGCAAUGCGGGGUGACCUGUGGAAGAUGUACGGCCCCUGUGGCUACUUCAUGCCCUGGCACACAUUCCCAGUUGUCGUGGAUCCAGCGCAGAGAAGUUCAGAGCAGUUGUUGGGAUGCGAUCUAGAGAUCGAAGCGCCCACGGAGUCAAAGUUAAGCGCAGCGCAGCCACCAAUUCAGAAGGGCGGCAACGUGAUCGAAUUCGUUGAAGCACAACCUACGCGAUCUGUGGCCACAGUUUUAGACGAGAACGAGAGUACAAGGACGAGCAGCUUUUCGUUUGAGCGCAACAUGGCACAGAACAGUUACCCCAACGACGCAGGAAGAGAGGAUGCCGCGAAAGCCUUAGAGUCAGACAGGAAGUUUGCGACGCAGCGGAGAUUGGAGCACCAGAGAGGAAGUCGUGGAUCAGGAGGACUGUUUGUUGAGAAUCACGCAGCGGAAGUGACCAAGUUGAGACGAGAGUUAGAAGUGGAGAGGCGAAGGAAUUCCACACCCCCGUUAGUCCAGGGCACCAUCACCCUCUCAGAGAAGUCGAACGAGAGAACGUUGGAAGUUAAUGCGAGUACGCGAACAGACAAGAGGAGGCAGGUGAACGAAGAUAGAACGACGAGGAAGAACGAUGUCAGAGACGACAACAGCACGGUUACGUUGGCGCGAGUGCAUCAGUCAACGGAUCCUCCAGCCGAGCGCGGUGACUCGAGGAUUACGGACGGUGUUAUUCAUGAAGUUUUCGAGUAUGACGGUAAUUCCAGACGAGUAGCGCGUGAGCAUGAGUUUAAAGAGCUAAGGCCUCCUGGCCUUGAGCUUAGUCGAGUUCUGUGCGACGGAAUUAGUGAGACGUGGACGAGCGAUAGCAAAGAACGAGUGGCAGGAGUGGCCCAGCCUAAAGACCCUCCUAGCAGGCGGAGCAGUCUUUACAUGGAGUCCGAGAGCAGUGACGGAAGCGAGUUCGGGUUCGAAGAGUUGAGACCUCCCGACCCAGACCUUACUUUAGACGAGAAGGGCGGUGUGAGGCAGGCAAGCUCGAGUUUUGACUUGUGGAUGGACUUGGCGAGAGGACAGUUCCAUCGAGAGAGAUCGGCGACGAGAGAGACGGAGAUGCGGAAAGGAAAGAUCGUGGAAAGAGACGAGGUGAGGCCCUCGGUGGCCGGAACCUCAGGGUCUGUGCGAGGGAAGUUGUACUUCAAGGAUGACCCGAUGAUGAGUAGCGAGAGCAGCGAGAGCGGGGUAGACAGAUUGACCUCGGGAGGAAGGAAGUCCAAGAAGACUAGGACUUAGUGGACCAUGUACGAUAGGAUGAGGACGGAAAUUUUGUUUGGAAAUAUUUAUGCGGGGACGGGAAGACAUUUAUGGUUUAACUUUAAUUGUCGAUGCUCGCAGGACGAGUCGUUCAUUCUCAGGGGACCUCAUGCGCAUUGUGAGGGAC
Messenger RNA from Cantharellus anzutake, 2749 nucleotides. RefSeq lists its product as uncharacterized. Lineage: Eukaryota; Fungi; Basidiomycota; Agaricomycetes; Cantharellales; Hydnaceae. The transcript has 3 exons. The record is from RefSeq and is a predicted model, not a curated record. Bases 1 to 2601 code for a protein of 866 amino acids.